Messenger RNA from Naegleria lovaniensis, 1569 nucleotides. RefSeq lists its product as uncharacterized. The coding region runs from base 1 to 1569 and encodes 522 amino acids. The record is from RefSeq and is a predicted model, not a curated record. Lineage: Eukaryota; Heterolobosea; Eutetramitea; Acrasida; Naegleriidae. The transcript has a single exon.
AUGGAGUCAUCUUCGACAACAAUGGAAUCUUUGGAUCGAGUGACACAAAUGAUUGGAGAAGCGCUCAAAGAUUGCAGUAAUGAUUUUACAGAGUUGUACAACAACAAGAAUAAGAACUGUGGUCAUGUUGAGAAUUCUCAGGGCUCUGAUGAGGUCAAUUACAUCUUUGUUCAGAAAGCUUCGCCAACCAAGAAUACCUCAAAUGCUCAUCAAGCAAGCAACGAACAGGUUUCUGCUUGUAAACAACUUUCUCUUACUGAAGAACAUUCAAGUGUCACAUGUUGCCGUUCUCCAGAACGAGAAGUUCAACAUUCUCAACCUGUUGAUCAACCACACACAAGCUCUACACCUCCUCCUGCUCAACCUCCAAGCUCCUCUCGCUUCAAGCUUUCCAAGUUACUGAAAAACGGUUUCGAUUUAUUUAUCUCGAAAGAAAAUUUCAGUUCCACAUCUCAUGAUGACGAUUUUGACUGUCCCAAACCACAUUUAAGGAGCAAAACCAUUUCUCACACAAAAUCAGCUCCUGAAUUAAGCCGACCAGAGCCAACAACAUCAGAAACAACCUUGUCUUGCAACAACAAUGUGGCCACUCCUUCACAAUGCACAACCAUGAACGAUGUGACAUUAAUACAACCCACAGAAAGUACAAGUAACCCACUCGCAGAUUCUACUGCCAAUUCAUCUGUUUCAAACAUUGUGAAAUCCUAUUACAGUAUUGAGAAUAUUUUGGAUCAUCCUGAUGGAAGAUCUCUCUUGAGAGAAUUCAUGAAAAAGAGGUGCAACGAAGAGUUGUUCUUAUAUUUAGAGGUUGUUCGAGCUUUUGAAAAGAUCAUCAAACAGAGCGAGAAGUAUCGUCGAAGGAGCUCGUGCUGUGAUCCAGCAUCAACGACACCAUGCUCAGUCGUGAGUCCAUAUUCUCCAGUAGAUUCACCUCGAAUUUCAAACAUUCUCACAGCGACCAAUGCAGUUGUGUUGACCGAAGAAUUUCUCAAGCUUAAAGAAUUUAAACUCAUUUAUGAGCAAUUUGUGUCAUUGAAUAGUCCACACUGUAUGAAUAUUGAUCAUGCCAUGAGAGAUCGAUUGGAUGUAGUGUACAAACAAAUGAAUGAAAAAUCAAAUACGGAUGGACAACAAGUAGUUGGGAAUCAGUCAUUGGUUGGAAGAAGUGAGAUUUUGCUACAUACCAUGGCGAGUUCCAUGUUUGACAAGAUUUCAGAAAGUUUAAACAUGUUGCGAGUAACUAUUGAGCUUCAAUUUAAGAAUGAAAUUUUCCCUCAAUUCAAAAAGACUCAAGAAUUUCAGAAUUUGAUUCUAUCGAAAAUGAUCGAACAGUGCUCAGAGAAUACUAUGGCUUUAAAAGGCCGAGCUCUAAUUGAAAUGGUACUCGUGGAAUACCAAUUACAACAAGUUGCAAAAUUCUUUCGCAAGAGAAAACUCGUAACGAUGAGUCAAAUUCAAGAUUACUCGGUAGAAGAUUUUAAGAAUAUUGGAAUUUCAAAAAUCAGGCAUGUACAACGACUUUGUCAAAUGGUGAAAAACCACUUUUCCACAAGUAAAGUCCUUUAUUGA